Molecule: messenger RNA, 1733 nt
Organism: Micropterus dolomieu (smallmouth bass)
Lineage: Eukaryota; Metazoa; Chordata; Actinopteri; Centrarchiformes; Centrarchidae
Product: lethal(3)malignant brain tumor-like protein 4
Exons: 15
Coding region: 150-1733 (527 amino acids)
Biological process (GO): regulation of DNA-templated transcription
Cellular component (GO): nucleus
Molecular function (GO): zinc ion binding
Source: RefSeq, a predicted model, not a curated record
CUCAACACAUGUAUUUCAAGGAUCAACAUGUCUUUGUGAAGAACAUGGAUCAUAUGUUUAAACAGUUUCUGCAGUGACUCCUCCAGGCUGCCGUAGACUCACUGCUUCAUUUCCUGUCUGACCAGAAAGGAACCAAAGAAGAACAGAAGAUGAAGAACAAAGUCAGCAGCACUCAAGUGAGCGUAAAGAGGCGGUCCUGGUCCUGGCAACAGUACCUGAACGAACAGAAAGCUGAAGCUGCUCCUCUGUCACUGUUUACACAGUCCCAGUCCUUCCCUAGCAAGAGAGCUGGUUUUAAAGUUGGAAUGAAGCUGGAGGGCAUCGACCCGCUGCACCCCUCCAUGUUGUGUGUGCUGACGGUCGCAGAGGUGAUUGGUUAUCGGCUCCGUCUCCAUAUUGACGGAUACUCGGAGUGCUAUGACUUUUGGGUAAAUGCCGACUCAGCAAGCAUCAAACCCGCAGGCUGGAGUAAAGACCACAACCACAAGCUCCACCCACCCAAAGGUCACAGUGAGACCGAUUUUGAUUGGCCGCUCUACCUGCAGUCCACUGGCUCUCAUGCUGCUCCUCCGACCCUAUUCACCUGUCGCACUGCGAGCUGUGGGUUCACUGUGGGAAUGAAGUUGGAGGCGGUUGACAGGAAGAACCCUGGUCUGGUCUGCGUCGCCUCCGUCACUGAUGUCAUCGAUGACCACUUCUUGGUCCACUUUGACAACUGGGACGACACAUACGACUACUGGUGCGACGGCAGCAGUCCGUACAUCCAUCCUGUGGGCUGGUGUGAAGAACAGGGACGACCUCUGACCGCUCCACAGGGUCAUCCCAACCCAGAGAACUUCCUGUGGGAGGAGUACCUGCAGGAGACUGGUUCCACCGCUGCUCCCAGCUCCGCCUUCACACAGAGAGCUCCACAUGGUUUCCAGGUGAACCAGAAACUGGAGGCGGUCGACAGAAGGAACCCCAUGUUGAUCCGUGUCGCCACGGUAACGGAUGUAGAAGACAACAGGGUGAAGGUCCAUUAUGAUGGCUGGUCGCAGCAGUUUGACAUCUGGUGUGACGCCGACCUCUGUGACCUUCAUCCAGUCGGUUGGUGUCAACGCACAGGACACCCACUGGAACCCCCUCCAGGUUCCUCCCCCCUCUUCCCCCCCUCUCAGGGUGUGUGUCCCACUCCAGGCUGCAGAGGAGUUGGUCACAUUAAGGGAGCCAAGUACACCGGACACCACAGUGCCUUCGGCUGUCCGUACUCAGACAUUAACAUGCGUAAGGAGGUGGUGCUUCCUGAUAGGCUGGGAGGAGAGAGAGUCAUCACCCUUGUCCCUGUCACCAUUUAUCACCAUGGCAACCAGUCAGACAGCGGAAGUAUUCAGGUGAAGACGGAGCCCACAGACGAGACUCUGCUGCUUCCUCUGGGGAAGAGAAGAAGACUGACAGACAGACUCUCCCAGCCAACCAAAUUCCUCCGUGUGAAACAGGAAGAGGAGGAGCUUCACGUCACCACCCUCGGUCCAGCAGCAGAGUCCAGUCUGCAGGCCGCCCUCCAUCAGUCUGUCUUCCUGUCGGCCAUGUCGGCGCAGCCCGGCCGCGACCUAUCGCUCUGCUGGGAGCAGCACCGCAAACUACUGCCGGGCGUCGCCGGAGUCCACGCCGAGACCGUCCAACACUGGAGCGUCCAGCAGGUCAGUACGACAGAUCAGAGAAAGAGACAGGUAUGGGAGAGAGGGAGAAGUUAA